AGCCUUCGGCUGUCCGGGCAUGCUGGGAGUUGUAGUUUUGCAACAGCUGGAGGCACCUUGGGUGGGAACCACUGCUUUAACCUAGUAUUUGCUAUUAGCGCCUGAUAAUUAGUCGUGUAUUCAGAUAAGCGUCAGUACAGUAACGCCCAACUUAUUCUAAUAGGCAGCCGAGGUGAAAACCGCACUGUACUGGCUGCAGAACCGCACAUUCCUAGCCUGAGCCCUAUUGUGACUGAACGCCCGGGGGGCGGGUCACUCCUCUGUCUCCUCCCCUUUCAGGUGUUGUUUUAAUGUAAUCCUGACACGCUGCGCCUGCGCAGUUCGCUCCUUUCUGUGAUGGUGAAAAAAAAAAAGUUUAGAAGUUGCUUCAGUUUUAACAAGUGAUAAAAAAGCGGAGUGGAAAAGGCGGGGGCGAGCGGAGAAGACGGCCGUGCGGGGACGACUGACUGCGGGAUGGAGUGACUGACAUGUUGCUGGAGAGCUGAGGACAAGGCGCCCUACAGAUCGCAGCUAUGGACGAGGCAGCCCUGGAGGAGGCUCAGAACCGGGCGAUAGUGAGUGAGAAGAGGAAGGCCUGGGCGAAGAGCAGAGAUUCCUGGCAGGCAUCGGAGGCAGAGGAUGUCUCGGCGGAAGCCGGACACAUUUCCCAGGCUGUGCAGGGGAAGCUGCGGCUUGGAGACGGCUCUGGUAACAUACCUAAUGAAAAAAUUGCUAUUUGGUUAAAUGACUGUAGAACACCACUGGGAGCGUCCCUAGAUGAACAGAACGCCCCGCCAGGCUUUCCUAAGGGAAUGAUUUUAAAAAAUGGCAGCAGCUUUGAAGAUGACUUGUCCCUUGGAGCAGAAGCUAAUCAUCUCCAUCAAAGGUUCCUGCCGAUGGAGCCCACCUUCAAUGGCAUGCUGGCAAAAGAUCGACGACUCCAGUUUCACCAGAAAGGGAGAAGCAUGAACUCCACUGGAUCUGGAAAAAGCAGUGCAACAGUGUCAAGUGUUUCAGAACUUUUAGACCUUUAUGAAGAAGAUCCUGAAGAAAUUCUUUACAAUCUUGGGUUUGGAAGGGACGAACCAGACAUUGCUUCAAAAAUACCAUCCAGGUUUUUCAACAAUUCCUCUUUUGCCCAUGGAAUUGACAUCAAAGUAUUUUUGAAUGCGCAAAUGCAACGAUUAGAGUUGGAGAAUCCAAACUUUGCCUUAACAAGUCGUUUUCGUCAGAUUAAAGUCCUCACCGAUGUUGCAAAUGCUUUUUCAUCUUUAUACUCUCAAGUUUCCGGAACUCCACUCCAACAGAUUGGCAGCUCUAAAUCUUUAUCUUCUCCUACUACUGUUGAAAACAAACCAGCACCUCUUACCAGGUCUUCUAGCCAGACUGCAGCUCGUCUUAUGGAGACUCUAUCCAAACUUAAUUUAUGUGGGUCGCGGUCCUUAGGAGAAACAACCAAUAAUUCUCAGUCUGUGGAAGACAAAGGGCCAAAUCAAUAUGGUCAUGAUGAUGAAUCGAACAAGAACGAACAGAAAGUACUGAAACCCUUCAAAAAGACCUCUCCCCCUCUUGCCACAGUUAAAGAGGAGGUGCACAAUUCUUUGGUCACAGACACCAGUGUUCAUGAUGUCUCUGCCGUUCCAAAAGAAAAUGGUGUUUUAGAGCUUUUACCUAAUUCCAGCGUUAAUGGACAGGAAAAAACGUCCGCAAACCUAAGUGAAUGUGAUACGUGUAUUGUGACCUCUCCUAUUAAUAAGGAUUUGAGUGUAUCUACUGAUCAGGAUUGUGAACACUACCUACCAGGAACAAAUCCUUCCACUUCUACUCCAGAGAGGGAACUUUAUGUGGCAAACCCUUCCAUAUCAGGCCUAAUGAAGCAAGAUAAAGAGUCUUUUGAGCUGGAAGAGUUGCAGAGUGCAGAGGAGGAACCACACCAAGUUCCACCCAUAUGUCAUCUGGUGUUGGACAGAUUAGGCAAAGAUAAUCUGCUGAGGACGGCUAGCCAGCAUUCCGAUAGCAGUGGAUUUGUUGAAGACACAUCUGGUGACUGUCUGACAAAUUCUCUUCCGGUUCAAGAUUCUUUGCAGGCAAUGGGAAGUAGUGCAGACAGCUAUGACAGUGAGACUACUGUAACCUCUGUAGGAGAAGACCUAAAGACUCCACGAGCUUUUGAUCAAACAGAAUCCAUUGACCUAGAUGAGGAUUUCCUCACACCGGUUGGUUUAGGAAGAACAGCUUUCUUUGCAGAAAAAGAACUUGAUAAACAAAAUGUAAAUGUGGAUGUCAAAAACCCCCAAAAUGAGGAGCUCAAGUCUAGCGAAGAUCUUAACGCUGCUGUAGAUGGCAUUCUUGGCCUGAGUGAAGAAGACCUUGAUCUACAACAGGAAUGUACGGCUGAUAGUGAGCUGGAAACAAGCAGUGACUAUGAAUGUGUAUCGUAUACCACUCAUCACAUAUCAGAAGCAUUAGACAGUUUUCCGGAAUAUUCUAGGUUUCCUGGUUUGAGUAGUUCAGCUUCCCAUUCUGUGGAUCGUGUGAAUGGGGCAUUACAGCGUGCACAAAAGAAAACAUUGGGUUCAGACACGACUGAAUCCAGAACUGGUCGUAGCAUGAUCACUUCAAAGGAUCUAUUGAAGCGCAGGCACAAGUACACAAGCUCUGGGUACCCGCUGAGACGAACUCAAUCCCUGCCCACUCCACUCUUGAGUCCUGUGAGAGUGGUUUCCAAAGUAAACAUUGUGUUAAAUUCUGGGAAGGCAACUGUAUGUAGCCCCCCAACAUUUUCUUACAGAUAUUCACCAGAGGAAGAUGAAUUAUCUGAACAUACAGAGGAGCUUAACACUACAAGUAAAUCUACAGUUUUCAGGUCUCCUGUUUCUGACACAAGAGAGGCCCAGAAAAGUGGUAUGGGACAAAUGCCAGAUGAUCACAUCCGCAGACCUCAGUCAUGUACUGCCCAUGCUUCCUCCCACAGGUCACAUUCUUCAUGUUCACUUCAUUCUUUACAGUCCGAAUGGCAUGAAAGGCCACUAUGUGAACAUGCAAGAGCCUGGAGCACACACAGUGUCCCAAACUUUUCUGGUGCAGCCUGUGGCUCCAUGAUUCCCCCAUUUUCCUGUCCAUUUAACCAGAGGUUUGGCUGUGGAUCUCUUCACAGAUCUUGUUCUGGGUGUUCCUUACCUUUAAGUGCUCCACCAUCCACUACUGAAAUGCAACUUCGCAGAGUACUACAUGAUAUAAGAAGCUCUCUGCAAAAUCUUUCACAGCAUCCUGUGAUGCGUGGACAUGACUUGACUGCUGGUGGUUAUAGCCAGAAGCCAUCUAUCCAGUCUCUUUAUGAAAAUACAUUCCAGGAGCUGCAAAUCAUGAAAAGAAGUUUAAAUUUAUUCCGUUCCCAAAUGAUGGACUUGGAGCUAAACAUGCUUCGACAGCAGACGAUGGUUUAUCAGCAUUUAACUGAAGAAGAGAGGUAUGAAGCCGAUCAAUUGCAAGGUCUGAGGAACUCUGUCCGAAUAGAGCUGCAGGAGCUGGAGCUACAGUUGGAUGAACGGAUUCUGACGCUUGAAGAACAGCUUAGAAGUUUUCAUGUUUCCUCUCCAUUUCAACGACAAGUAGCAAUGGGAAUGUAUGAUGGAAGGGGAAGUACAGACAGUUUAGUGUUCUCCUCUCCGUUGAAUGUCAUUGAGCCAGUGAAUGAGCUAAUUCGAGAGCAGAGUCAUCUUAAAUCAGAACUAGGCUUAGAAGACACAAGACUGGAACAUGGGGUUGAUCGUUGGGAAUCUGUUUUAUCCCAAGCACCUUCUGAUUCUUCCUCAGUUUGCUCCAGUCCACUUAAUAAAUAUAGGAAAGGCCCACUAAAGUCUUCAGACUCGGUUGAUAAACCAAAAAUACAAACACCGCCAGGAAAAGCUGUAUAUCGUGCUACUGUAGCCUUAACUCCAAGUCCUCCGACCAGAGCUGGUGGCACUCAUAACUCUGCAGACGAGUCACCAGAAGAACAUGAAAGAUUGAAACUGGAGUCAACAGAAAAGAGAGACUCCGAAUUUUACCCACCUGUUGCUGAAACAGCUUCGCGAUGGAGUCCUGAAGAAAACCAAGAAUUGCAACAAGUAAUCCGGGAGAUUAAAGAAGCAAUUGUCGGAGACAUUCGACGAGAAAUUGUAAGUGGACUGCUAGCAGCUGUAACUUCUCCAGUGCGAUCAAAGGAUGGAAAAAAUGAUGGGAGAAUUUAAAGGGAUUGGAGGUCACUUGAGUUGGUUGAAGUUUUGACCACCUGUAAGAAGAAUUUGGAUGAAACUAUUAUGCCAAGUUGAGGACUAUCUGCUGCUGAAAUUAUCUACUGUUUAUCUUCUAUCCUUUAUUCCCCCCCCCCCCCAUUCCCCCAAUAUUUGACCUUGUACCUUUUGUGUAGUUUGGGCACUUUUUUCUUAGCUUUCUAUGGAGGACUGUGGAGGUUUCAAACAAUAUUUAUUUUAAAUUUUGCGUUUGAAGAUAAUUUUUAUUUUAAACUUGAACAUUUUUUUUUUUUUUUUUACCUACAGUAAGUUUUGCCUACUUCUAGGGAGGUAUAUAAAUGUUGCAAGGUAAUGCAUUGUCGGGUAAAAUAAAAUUACUAAUAUUAAAGUGCCUAUAGCUUUGUCACUGACCUCCAUGAGGUAUAGACUGUGCAAUAAGUGAUUCACUCUGAGCUUUUUUUUCUUUUUGUUUUGUUCUACUGCUGUGUAGUGCCACUUUAAAGUAUACCAGUCACCCGCACAUAGUGGAAAGAACUAUUUUGGGGGCUGAAAAUUUGCUAUGGAGUCUUAAAAAUUUCACUGUGGCAUGAGGCACAAGUGUGUAGGUGACGUAUAAUGAAAGCAAGCCUUCCAUUGAGCUGCCUUAGAUGUAUUUUGUUACCUGUGUGGUAGAUUUCAUACAUUUACCUUUUUAAAACUACUUUUUUGAAGGGGUUGUACACUAGUUGUGAUAAACAGUGUGAGCACAUGGUGUUUAUACUAAGAAGCAGUAUAUAUUGCACACAGUACAUGCGCUUCCCCAGCGGCCUUGUCAGUGCUUACAGCUAGAGUUGAGCGAACUUAAAGUAAAUUCUCGUAGCGAACCUUGUGGCUUGGCCCUUGGUUACUUUUAUUCUGCCUAAAUUAGUUCAGCUUUCCAAGGGCUCUAGUUGCCUGGAAAGGUACGGGAUGACAGUCUUAAGUCUACUAGGACUGUGUCCACCUUUUCCAGGCAACUGAAGCCCUUGGAAAGCUGAACUAGUUUAUGCAGACUAAAGUAAUCAACAGCAGAGCUGCAAGGUAUGUUAUGAGCCAAAUUACUGUAAGUUCGCUCAACUCUACUUACAGCUUAAAGGGUGGAGCGACUUGGAUUGACCACUGUUUAAGGAGCUCCGUCUGUAGUUCUUCAACCGUAAAUGCAAUCCACCUCCUUAGUAGACACUGUCAACGUAGCUUGUAAACUUUUUGCAAUAUAUAUUGUACAUUGUGGCCUCUAAUGUACUCUCAAUGCUUAAAGCAGCUAGACUAUGUUAAACCCCUCUUGAGUUUUUACACUGAAAAGUUGUUAAGCUUCAAUCACAGGAUUACUUAAACAUUUGUCAGCUUCUCGUAGCUCGUAAACUUGUCAGGUGCCAUAUGUUAACACUAGAACUGUUUUCUGUUCCUAUACUGUACUGUGUUUUCCAUUGUAAUUUACACAUUUAUCGAAAGGCGUUUUUCUCUUCUGUGAGCAGAGCCUUUUCUAGUUCUGGUCCCUUAACGCCAUCUGUUAAUAGAUGUUAAAAUAUUUAUGUGAAAAUGAUGUUAAGACCCGGCAUGUCGUGGCACAUUGAUUGGAGCAGAAAUGUGUCUCAUUUUCGGUUUUUGUCCGUAUGAGCUCUUAUUGGAACAAUAUGUGAGAAUAUAACUGUUGUGGAAAGUCUAAAACUAUAUGCAUUUGUUACUCUAUACACAAGGGCUGAUUUCUAAAUAUAUUAAUAAACUAUUUA
Hyla sarda is the source of this 5962-nucleotide messenger RNA. RefSeq names its product ITPR interacting domain containing 2 (gene ITPRID2). Bases 513 to 4211 code for a protein of 1232 amino acids. Gene Ontology annotation, molecular function: signaling receptor binding. The record is from RefSeq and is a predicted model, not a curated record. The transcript is spliced from 19 exons. Lineage: Eukaryota; Metazoa; Chordata; Amphibia; Anura; Hylidae.